UUUGGGUAUUUGGAAAAUACGGAUAUAUUCAUCAUGUCUUUGCUAUUUGUUCCAUCUUUGGGUUUCAAGCAUUUCCUUCAACUCUCUUGUUUUCAAAAACAACGUAGUUUUAGUCUAGGACCUUGCAAGUAUAGUCUUUACCAAGUCAAACCUAUUAUUUGGAAGGUGAAUAGAAGCGUUGCCUGUGUAGAUGUGCCUCUUAAAAAGGCUUCUGAAAGACAAACUGGAGUGGCAGAUACUUUGUAUCACAAUGCAGAGGCUUUGGAAACUAAAAUUGUUAUUGACAACGAAAAGGACUUUUAUCACAGUAUUAUUUCUGUCAGGUGUAAAGAUAGGCCAGGUCUAUUGAAAGACUUGACUUAUUGCCUAGAGACGGCUGGAAUAACAGUAGAACGAGCCUUGGUAAAAACAGAAAGUCAAUUAGCGUUAGACACUUUCUUUGUAACGGAUAGCGGUUCUAAAAUAGCAGAAGAAGAUUUUGAAAAGAUUGAACACAUAAUCACACAGACGCUUGAAAGCAAAAAGGGUGCGAAUACUACGAUAAAUUGGGUUCCUUUGGCAGGAAAGAAAGUUUAUGUGCAGAAUAGAAACAAGUAUGUUGAUCAUGAACGUGGUAUAGCAGUUGUAACAGAUAAUUCAUCAAGUCCAUUAUAUACAACAGUGACUUUGACAGCUCCUAAUAUUCCCGGUAUUGUAUCUCAAUUUCUUGCCAAUUUGGCUUAUUUGGAGUUGAAUGUUUCUUUCGCAUCUUUGGCUUGUGUUUCUUCUCAAGGAAAUACUCGUCAAGACGUCUUUCAUGUGACUAGUAUGGAAGGCAAACAACUUGAUGAAGCAACUUGCAAUGAAAUAGUGAACAUGGCAUAUUUUAUGCUUUCUACACCUCAAGUGGAAGAAGAUUCUUAUUAGAACUUGUAUAUACUUUAGUAGUUGUUUUUUGGGGGAAAUAGCGUUUCAUUUUCCU
Galdieria sulphuraria is the source of this 961-nucleotide messenger RNA. RefSeq names its product protein-P-II uridylyltransferase-like protein. The transcript is spliced from 3 exons. The record is from RefSeq and is a predicted model, not a curated record. Gene Ontology annotation, molecular function: [protein-PII] uridylyltransferase activity. Lineage: Eukaryota; Rhodophyta; Bangiophyceae; Galdieriales; Galdieriaceae. Bases 34 to 906 code for a protein of 290 amino acids.